Dendrobium catenatum is the source of this 1816-nucleotide messenger RNA. Its product is annotated as heparanase-like protein 2. Bases 1 to 1590 code for a protein of 529 amino acids. Gene Ontology annotation, cellular component: plant-type cell wall; membrane. Gene Ontology annotation, molecular function: beta-glucuronidase activity. The record is from RefSeq and is a predicted model, not a curated record. NCBI's taxonomy places the organism in Eukaryota, Viridiplantae, Streptophyta, Magnoliopsida, Asparagales, Orchidaceae. The transcript has 9 exons.
AUGAUCAGCAGAUUAACUAUUUUGUUCUCCCUUCUACUUAUCAUUUCAAACAUUCCUCACAGUCUGCAGGAAGAAGUCACCAUUUCCGUCCAGUCUGUGACAACUAUAGCGAGGACAGAUUGGAACUUCAUCUGUGCAACUUUGGAUUGGUGGCCUCCAGAGAAAUGCAACUACAAUAUGUGCCCAUGGGGAAAGUCUUCCAUUAUUAACCUGAACUUGAAUAAUACUAUUCUGAACAAUGCUAUUAAAGCUUUCAGUUCCUUAAGGAUAAGGUUGGGUGGCUCUCUUCAAGAUCAAGUCAUAUACAAUGUUGGGAGAAAUUUACCCCCAUGCCACAGUUUUGAAAAGUUGAAAGAAGGGCUCUUCGGUUUCUCUACUGGAUGCCUUGACAUGCCCAGAUGGGACAAGCUCAAUGAAGUACUUAGCAAAGCUGGAGCUGUGUUAACCUUUGGGCUCAAUGCACUCUAUGGUAGAGCAAAAGUUCCAUCAACAAGCCUUUAUGUUGGUGAUUGGGACUCCACCAAUGCUCGUGAACUUAUUAACUACACCAUCUCAAAGAAUUAUAAGAUUGAUUCCUGGGAGUUAGGAAACGAGCUAUCGGGAGGUGGGAUCGGUGCGAGGGUUGAAGUUGAACAAUAUGGAAAGGAUUUGAUUGCGUUGAAGGCUCUUAUUGAUGAAUUAUACCAAAAAUCUUCCUCAAAACCGAAGAUUUUAGCUCCUGGAGGCUUCUUCGACCAAGCCUGGUUUAAUAAAAUGCUUCAAAUCACAGGGCCUGAUGUUGUUAAUGGUGUGACACAUCACAUCUACAACCUUGGUGGAGGAGAUGAUAAAGGAAUACUGCAGAAGAUCUUGGAUCCUUACUAUCUCGAUUAUAUAGUUCAAACAUUCAAGAAUGUGGCUCUCACAAUCAGAAACUUUGGGCCAUGGAGUUCUUCAUGGGUUGGUGAAGCUGGAGGUGCAUACAAUAGUGGAGCCAAAGGCGUUUCAAAUACUUUUGUCAAUAGCUUUUGGUACUUAGAUCAGCUUGGUAUGGCAUCAGUGUUUGGCCAUAAGGUCUACUGCAGACAAACUUUGAUAGGAGGGAACUAUGCUCUUCUCAAUACUACAAAUUUUAAACCUAAUCCUGAUUACUAUAGUGCCUUGUUGUGGAGCAGAUUGAUGGGACCAGAAGUUCUACAAACCCUUCAUGACGGCUCUCCAUAUCUGCGAGCAUACACUCAUUGCGCUAAGAACAAGGCUGGUGUUACUAUGUUGCUGAUUAAUCUAUCCAACUCCACAACUUUUAAUGUUUCAGUAAAAAAUGAUAUGAAUUUAUAUCCACCCAAAAUGGGAAAAAUUUCAACAAGUGAAAUUCUGGAGCAAGGAGAAAGAGAAGAGUACCACUUGACACCAAAACAUGGCAAGCUUCAGAGCAGGGUAGUUCUUCUUAACGGGAAGCAGUUGAAGCUCACACACACCAAAGAUAUUCCCGAAAUAAAUCCAAUCUCUUCUGGUCCUCAUCCAAACGCUACUGUGCAGAUCUCUCCUCUCUCAAUUCUCUUUGUUAGAUUUAAAGACUUUCGUGCUCCAGCAUGCCCUGUAAAGAAUUAGGGUAUCAGGAUUUAUGCAGCAUGUAUAUGCAUCUAUCUAAUCCUAUAAUAUUUACUUUAUAUCUUUGUUUCAUGGUAAUUAAGUGCUUACCAAAUUGGAAAAAGCUUAUGAGAAGAAACAGAUUUUGUUAGGAAGUGCUCUUAGAAAUUUAAUGCUUUUUCAGCGGUCCAAACACAAUUCACAAGAAGAAUUAUAAGGAAUAAUGAGAGCAAAACCUUUUUGUUUG